Molecule: messenger RNA, 3879 nt
Organism: Eriocheir sinensis (Chinese mitten crab)
Lineage: Eukaryota; Metazoa; Arthropoda; Malacostraca; Decapoda; Varunidae
Product: longitudinals lacking protein, isoforms A/B/D/L-like
Exons: 5
Coding region: 328-1986 (552 amino acids)
Biological process (GO): regulation of transcription by RNA polymerase II
Cellular component (GO): nucleus
Molecular function (GO): protein binding
Source: RefSeq, a predicted model, not a curated record
UCGGGGUGUGCGGACGUGUGAUCCUCCUCCUCUUCCUCCUCCUCCUCCUCCUCUUCCUCCUCUUCCUCCUUGCGGUACGAUGGACGGAAGGAAGAUAGUGAUAAAAACGGACAUACGGGAGAGAAGAGAAAGAUUAUCAUAGAGAAAUUUGUUAAGGAAAACGAGAAAUAUUGUGAACGAACGAUUUAACGACGAGUUCCAUACACGUGAAUAGCUCUGCUGGUGUUGUGGUGUUGAAAUGGUGUUGUUGUGGUGUUGAAAGUGGUGUUGAUACUACUACUACGACUACUACGACUACGACUACUACCAUUGCUACAAGUACGCACCAUGGAGGGUCACGGGCAGCAGCAGUACUGUAUGCGAUGGAACACUCACGGCUCGACGCUUCUGAAAGAGUUCACCAACCUGCUGGCCAACACGUCUCUGGUAGAUGUCACGCUCUUCGCUGAGGGUCACUUGCUCAAGGCCCAUAAGGUGGUGCUCUCAGCCUGCUCACCCUACUUCAAGCGGCUGUUCUCUGAGACGCGUGAGGGUCACCCCAUCGUGGUCCUGAAGGAUGUUGGUCACCAGGAGCUUCAAUGUCUGCUGGAGUACAUGUAUCGGGGCGAGGUCAAUGUGGCUCAGGACCAGCUGGAGCCUCUCAUCCGCACGGCAGAGUCCCUACGGAUCAAGGGACUAGCGGAUGGCCCUCGCUCCGCCCCUGGCACUCAUCCGACCCCCCCAGCACCACCCAUGACCCCCCCAGCGGCUGAUCCGGGUGGCACAGUGCCGGCGAGCGUGGUUCCGAUGGAGCGGGUCAAAGUGAAGAGUGAGGUCACGGAUGGCCUUGCCGGAUUAGUGGAUGGUCGUGGAGCAGCGGCGGAUGCACGAGGGGGUGGAUUACCCCGUGGCGGAUGUGCGGCGGAUGCGUUCGCUCAUCCGCCGGCGUCCGUGUCAACCGUGCCAUCCGUUUUGUCAAAGGUGCUGACCAUGCCCCCAGCGCUGAGUCUCGCAGCCGCCGCGCAACCUCACCCGCCGCAUCCGUCUCACCCGCCACCACCGCAGGACUCACCCAUCAGGCCCGGGUCACCGCCAGGCAAGCGGAUGAAGCGGAGACGGCGAUCGGGUGAGGGUGACAGCGGGGAGAGCGAUGGGAGGUCAUCCGCUUCGCCGGGUGACCCACUCCACGCCCUCCCGCGCAUCCCAGCAACCAUCACACCCGUCUCUGCACCCAACACCACGCACCUCCAUCAACACCUCGGGGCAGAUGAGGAGCGGAUGGCGACAGGGAGCGGAGGCAGCAGCAGCCCCUCGCCGGAUGACAGCCUCGGUGGAUCAUCCAGAGGUGAACCGCCCAACCGGAUUUCACCGCAACCAAGACCGCUAUCAGAACCGCCCUCAUCCGCCAGCCCGUUCAAACCGUUUCUACCGCGCCCGGAUGACAGCAGCAGCGACGCCAACCACCACAGUGACGAUGAGGCGGAUGACCGGAUUUCCAGGACGGGUGACCACUCAGCCCCCGACACACCCGGGCCAUCCACCUCCCGGCUGCCUCCCCCGGAUGAGCCCCCACACACACCCAGUUAUCUCGGGUGGCCCUACCCCCCUGACCCCUCCACCAGCACGGAGAGCUCGCCCUUCCCAUCGCUGGAGAACACUAACCAAGGCCUAUGGAAAAAAAACUUUCUUGCGCCGUACUUCCCCCCUCGACCCCACCCCGGCCUGGGCCCCCCCUUUCCCGGCCUGUACGCCCCGCCCCCCGGGUCACCCUGGGGCCCCGCGUCGCCGCCGGGCCCCCGGGGUCUGGGCGGGGGCGGGGCGGGUCUGCUGUGUGCCCACGAGUGCUCCCGGUGCUCGCGGCUGUACAAGACACGCAAGGGCCUGAAGCACCACAUCAAGAAUGAGUGCGGCGUGGAGCCUCGCUUCCAGUGCACACACUGUGACUGGCGCUUCAAGCAGAAGGCGCACCUGCUGAGGCAUGUGGCACGCAAGCACACCGCGUCAUGAGCCACACCACACCCCCACCCACCAGCCACACCUCCACCACCACACCACCACCACCGCCGGCCGCCAGCCACUCAUCACCAGUACAAAGAUUGCUCACUGCAGUAGCCGCCAGUGGUGGUGGUGGUGCCGGGGCGGUGCCUGGCACUGCUCAGCUCAGCAGCACUGAAUGCUGCUUCCCUACAGCUCAAAGGGCUGUGUGUAUUUUUUUUUUUUUUUGUGUGUGUGUGUGUGUGUGCACUGCACAGGACAGCAGGAGUGUAGGCAGGCAGGCAGGCAAUGUGCAGUCUGCCUGAGCAGGGGUGCGGGGUGAGGCUCAGAGGCCAGGCAGGGCAGGGCAGGGCAGGGCAGGGCAGGGCAGGGCAGGGCAGGGGUGUGUGUGUUGAGCCACAAAAGACGUCUUUAUCUGUGAUUGUCAGCGAGUCCCACACGGCCAGGCACACCACACCACUGCACCGUGACCUCAGGGCCAAGCCACCACCCUGCUGCCUGGCUGUGGUGUGGUGCUGUGCUGUGCUGUGGUGGCCAGGCCUAGCAUAGCAUAGUGUAGUGCACCACAGACUAGUGUACAUAACAGGGUGAGUCACAGACUAGUGUACAUAACAGGUGUGUUGAGUCACAGACUAGCAUAGUGUAGCAGUAAGGUAGAGGAGACCGGUAACACUAUAGCGCAGGGUAGUGUGUGUGUGUGUGUGUGUGUGUGUGUGUCACAGUGCAAUACAGGGUAGUGUUGUGUAGUGUUGUGUUGUGUUGUCAUGCUCAAUGUGUUAGGGGUUAAGGUGAGGCCUGGCACUAUGGGGGCCAUGGUGCCAUUCUGUGGGGCAGUGAGGCACAGUGCCACAGCCAGGGUGCAUAAACUGCUGUGGGGGUGUGUUCGUUUCCAGUGAAAAUGUGACUGUGUAUGAGUGUGUGUGUGUGUGUGUGUGUGUGUGUGUGUGUGUGUGUGUGUGUGUGUGUGUGUGUGUGUGUGUGUGUGAGGUAAGGUUUUCAUGGCUCAAAAACACACAUUCUACAUUUAGGAACUUGAUAUUUUACUCCAAGACUCUCUCCGUGACGACCUCGGUGCGGCUGAGUAGUGAAUAUAUUUACAAGCACACCCUUUGGAAAUAACACCCAUCCCACAUUAAAUUAACUAUUGACGCCACAUCAGCGCCAGACAGAGCUACCAUUGGGCCCUGGUGCUGCAAGUGAUUCCGGGCCCCCUACGAGGCCGGGCCCUGGUGCUGAGAUACUGGCUCCCCCCUUCUCUCGGGCCCUGCGCCAGAAAGCAAAAUACAUCCAUGAACGAAAUACCCAGGCGACCAAACAGCUCAUUAUUGCGUGUAGGUGCUAUGGGGGGGCUGUUAACUCCUUCACCAAGCAGAGCCCCGCGCUGUAUCCGGGAUCGCCGUGCGUGCCAAAUUUCAAAUGUUGCUAUUGAAUAUAAGUUUACAGCCAUAAACUCAACAUUGGGAUGAGGAGUUUGUCUUUCCCAGUGCAAACUAGAUAAUUAAAGUCCGAUAAGGAGAGAGAGAGAGAGAGAGAGAGAGAGAGAGAGAGAGAGAGAGAGAGCGUGUCUUCCGAAGUUGUCUACAUACGAAAUUAAAAUCUCCUUUCGGAUGUGUUUUGUGUUGCGAGUUUUUUUGUGUGUGUUCCGACCUCUGUGUGUUAGUAUGUGUGUUAGCGAAGUCUCGGUUUAGCAGGCUAUGUGCGUUUCUGUGUGCGUAUGUGCGUUUCUGUGUGCGUGUGUGUGUGUGCGUUUUAUUAGAUAUUUUGUUGAUAAUUUUAAUUCCCCUUUUUUUCGCCUCGUCAAACCAGAGUUGUUUGUUUACGUUGUUGUUUACGUUUGUUCGUUCGUUCGUUUGUUUGUUUGUUUGUUUGUGUUGAAAAAAAGUAAUUGGAAAAAAAUAUUAUUGU